AUGGCUUCUUUAUACAACUUCAGUUCCGAAACGCUUGCUGAGCUUCGCAAGUUCCGCUUUGCUAGUGCCAGAGCGGACACCAUGCAAGCUGUCAUUUACUCCAUUGACAAAGGGUCAAAUAAUAUAAUCAAGGAUAAUGAUACCCCAAUUGAUAACAUCGAAGAGCUUGUGGAAGAGCUUCCAGAUAACAGUGCUCGUUAUGUCCUUCUAUCAUAUCCUUUGAAGCUUUCUGAUGGCAGAGUGAAGAGUCCAUUUGUUUUGCUUUACUGGAGGCCUCCAACUUCAGGACAGGAAAACAAGAUGCUUUACGCUGGUGCCGUUGAGCUUUUCAGAGAGAAGGCUGGUGUGAACAAACUUAUUGAAAUUGAAGAAGAGGAGGAUUUCGAAGAACUUGAGGAGAAAUUGGGUAAGGGUAUCAGCUCUUCUGCCAUUCCAUACUCUAGAAACGCUCCAGCUUGGUUCAAGCUCUCCUCUAACGAGGUUGUUGAGCAGAUUGUCAAGUACGCCAGAAAGGGUUUGACUCCUUCUCAGAUUGGUGUUAUCUUGAGAGAUGCUCACGGUGUUUCCCAGGCUAAGGUUGUCACCGGUAACAAGAUCUUGAGAAUCCUCAAGUCUAACGGUUUGGCUCCUGAGAUCCCAGAGGACUUGUACUUCUUGAUUAAGAAGGCUGUCUCUGUCAGAAAGCACUUGGAGAGAAACAGAAAGGACAAGGACUCUAAGUUCAGAUUGAUUUUGAUCGAAUCUAGAAUCCACAGAUUGGCCAGAUACUACAGAACCGUCGCCGUCUUGCCUCCAAACUGGAAGUACGAGUCUGCCACCGCUUCUGCUUUGGUCAACUAA
Molecule: messenger RNA, 840 nt
Organism: Candidozyma haemuli
Lineage: Eukaryota; Fungi; Ascomycota; Pichiomycetes; Serinales; Metschnikowiaceae
Product: 40S ribosomal uS15 domain-containing protein
Exons: 5
Coding region: 1-840 (279 amino acids)
Biological process (GO): translation; actin filament debranching
Cellular component (GO): cytosolic small ribosomal subunit; ribosome; nucleolus
Molecular function (GO): actin binding; structural constituent of ribosome; small ribosomal subunit rRNA binding
Source: RefSeq, a predicted model, not a curated record